AUGCAUAAUUAUAUAUUUCUAAUAUUAUUAUUCGCCUGGAAUCUCAUACUAUGUACUGCCAUCAACGAACAUCCAUAUAGAGAACAUCAACGAUAUCGUAGAGCUUCUAAUACUUUUGGUGAUGCUGAAUCUCCUCCAUUACUUGAUCUCAAUGCUACCGUUCCGUACAUCUUUAGUGCUCGUGUCUAUCCAUAUGGUCAAGCAAAUGGUGAUCUUCUGGCUUCAGCAGCCAUUGAACCAUAUCGGUUGGAAAAUCCAAUGCAUUUCUUAGGAAAUGUCUUUGAUACUAUUUACAUUCAUAAUGAUGGAAGUGUCGGUUUAACACCUAGCCACUCGGAAUCAUCACCAUUACCCAGUCCUCAUCCAAUGAUGGCCAUCUUCUGGCAGAACACCAAAGGAGCACGUGUCUUCUAUCGUGAAACAGACGAUCCAACAACUAUAAACUUAGCAUAUAAUGAGGUCAACAUUCAAUAUCGUUAUGGAUCGUCAUUUCGUGUAAAGAGUGUUGUUAUCAUUACUUGGGAAAGUGGAACACAUGUCGAUAGUUCGAAUACUGAGGGGAAUAUCUUUCAAUUAGCAUUGAUAAUUGGAGAUAAACAAACAUUCGCUCAUGUCAUCUACAGUCGUUUGACAUCUUACUUCAAUGCUGUGGCUGGCUUCUCUUCAUACAACAGCUCAUACUCUCUACCUGAUUCUGGUACUAACGAUGUCGUUUUAUUGGCAGAAAAGAGUGAUAUUGGAAUUCCGGGUGAAUGGUUGUUCCAAAUUGACGCAGAACAAGUUUAUCUAUGUGGAGCAGGUUUUAAAGGAUUAGAAUGUAUUGAGAGUUGCGCAUCUUCUCAAUGGUCCAAUGAUUGCUCACGCAGUUGCCAUUGUGAUGGAAACGAUCCAUGCGAUCAGGAGAAUGGUCGAUGUCCCAACGAUAAGUGCUCUCCAGGCUGGCACGGCUCUCCUAUAUGUGAUAAAGAUAUCGAUGAAUGUGUUGUUAAUCCGGAUAUAUGUCCAGUUGAACAACCUGAUUGUCUUAACACUCCAGGAUCUUUCCUCUGCCUCUGUUAUGAAUAUGAUGAAGUAACUAAGCUAUGCAAAGGAGCUACUUUGCCAAAAGCAUCUCAUGAACAGAUACCUGUUGAUGUUAUGCAACUAUCCCCUUCAAUGCACACAAGUACUACAACUCAAGCCAGUAUUCGUUUCCCUUCAAUUGCUAGAUCGUCUCGUAUUCAAGCUAAGACAUGUAAUUGCGACACCAAUGCUCAAUGUAUUGAUAACAAAUGCAUUUGUAAAAGCGGAUGGACUGGUGACGGCGAAAGCUGUCAUGAUAUUGACGAAUGUCGCAUUGCAUCGACGUGCCCCCAGAAAAAUACUCGCUGUGUUAAUGUUCCUGGAUCUUAUCAAUGCAAUUGUCUUCAUGGCUAUAUUUAUAAAAACGGUCAAUGUAACGAUAUCAAUGAGUGUGAUCACUCACCAUGCGGAAAUGAUGAGGCUAUGCAAUGCGUGAACUUACAAGGAAGUUAUCGCUGUCAAUGUCAAGAUGGUUUUCUCGGAAACUCCACUCUAGGAUGCCUCGAUAUAAAUGAAUGCGAGGAGUCGAAUGCUUGCGGUGAUCAUGCCAUAUGUUCUAAUACUAAAGGAGGCUAUGAAUGCGAAUGUGAAGAAGGGUACGAGCGAAUUAGCGAGACCGGUGGCUGCAGAGAUAUUGAUGAAUGUGCUAUUCAACCCUGUCACAGUGCUGCUCAAUGCAUAAAUAUGGAAGGAACUUUCGAAUGCCAAUGUUUAGAAGGUUUUAUCGGAGAUGGAAUUGAAUGCCACGAAACAAUUUUGUAUCCAAUAUCGAAUGAUUCUAUUGUUGUUCCUCGAUCUCCUUCUGAAGCUAUUGUCAGCGUUGUUCUUGCUCAACCUAUCAGAAUGUUCGGUCGAAACUGCAAAACAGUUUUUGUUUCCUCAAACGGCUUACUUUCAUUCGAUUCUCCAAUAGCUGGUGUGGUGAAUGAACCUUACAACUUGGGGAAGAUCGUGAUUUUCCCUUUACACACAACUUUCAAUUAUUCGUCCCAAGGAUUAGUUGCUUACACUUAUGUGAAUGCGACAGAUAAGGCUGCUUCAGCUUUAAUUACUCGAUCUUCUCUCUCCGUUAUAAACCAGUAUGGGCUUCUUAAUUUCCGAACACGGAAUCUUCACAUAUUCACGUUUGAUCGAAUGCUUCAAGCGGAAAGCAACAUGGUCAACUCCUUCCAAGUUGUAUUGGCAGAAUCCGAUUCAUCAACUGUCUUAACUCUAAUUUACGAAAAAGCCGAGUCCGCGACUGCCAUCAUUGGAAUCGCUACCCCUCAAGCUUAUCAUCCUUUACCAACUUACACGAUUGCGAAUCAAUCAAAUGUGGGUACACCUGGACGUUGGAUGUUCCGUGUAGAUGGACCAUUAGAUGUUUGUCCAACAGGCCAUGUUAACCCACCUUAUUGCAAUUCCGUUUGCCAAUCAGGACACUGGGGAAGUAAAUGCUUGAACGUUUGUCACUGCUCUGGUGGUCAAUCCUGUGAUGUUGUUUCCGGAAUUUGUCCCAAAGGCGUUUGUGCUACUGGAUGGAAGGGCGUUCAUUGUGAUGAAGACGUUAAUGAAUGUGAAGAAUUGGUCACUUGUGGAAAGAAUUCUGAGUGUGUCAACACUGCUGGAUCUUACGAAUGUCGAUGCUCUGAAGGUUUUGAGCUCGGCUCGAAUAACGAGUGUGAAGCUAUUGAUUACUGCUUCCUAGUCAAUAAAGCGCGCUGCCACCAGAAUGCGUACUGUGAAUCGAAAACGAGAUGUAUCUGCCAUCCAGGUUAUACAGGUAAUGGGUUCACCUGUACUCCCAAAACUACAAUCAAACUACUGGACUUCUCUAGUCAAUCUUCUCCGAAACCAGUUCCCAUUUCCACGAAACCAUCUCCGAACGCUGCUUCGCCUAUUUAUCCGUUCGUCAUGAACUCCUGGAUUACUCCGGAACUUCCUACACCAGUGACUUCAAAACCGACAGCUAAAACAACUUCACUGCCUACUCUGCCAACUACAAAUGCCACCGAAGAGGGAGAAACAGAGUCCUUGACAAUGUUAUUCUUGGCAAUGCCUGGAGCAUUAUGCCUUAUAUGGUUCGCAUUAGUCAUAAUAGUAAUCGUGAUGUGCUGGAGACACAAGAGGGGCAGAUCAGCUACUCACAAUACAUACGAUGAUAGAGUGGUGAAUGUGUGGAGACAAGCGAAUUAUAAAACAAAGAUGGAUGUAACUCCCAAAUAUCAUCCACCCAGAAGAAACUUAGCGAUCGAACCGAAAAUGAUUGCGUUCGACUACUAA
Messenger RNA from Auanema sp. JU1783, 3324 nucleotides. The record is from the annotation of a GenBank genome assembly. NCBI's taxonomy places the organism in Eukaryota, Metazoa, Nematoda, Chromadorea, Rhabditida, Rhabditidae.